Cricetulus griseus (Chinese hamster) is the source of this 4133-nucleotide messenger RNA. The record is from RefSeq and is a predicted model, not a curated record. Lineage: Eukaryota; Metazoa; Chordata; Mammalia; Rodentia; Cricetidae.
AAUGAAACUCAGGUUCUCCAGAAACGAAAUCAGUACUGAGAGUGGAGUAAUCAGUCCACCCCACAGAGGUGUCUACAGCACAGCCAGCCAACUCACAGUAAGCUUCAAGCCCCAGCCUGAGUUUCAUUGGAGCAGCUCUUAGGAAGAAUUUCAGCUUGGGGACAGAAUGGCUGCUGAGAAAAUGAACAUCACUGUUGAUCGUGAAAGCCCUUCUGCUGAGGUGGUUCUAGAUGUAGGAGAAGUCACUCUUGGGAUAAAAAGUAGGAAGGAAAUGCAGGAUUCUCAGAGGAAACAACAGAAUACAAAUAUUUUAACAGCUGUGUGUGCUCUGCUGAAUUCUAGAGGGGGAGUGGUCAAGGCUCAUAUUGAAAAUCAGGACUAUAAUUUCAACAAACAUGGACUAGGGGAAGAUUUGGAUACCUCUUUCAAGGCUAUUCUGCCACUUGCUCAGAACCACCUAGACUUCAAGCAAGAAGAAUACUUCUUUUUCAUCUCUGUGAAAUCACACAGUCUGGAUAUCUCUGGUUUGCAGCUUGCCACCAUUGCAACCAAUUUGUAUAUGAGAAAUGGAGCCUCCUGUGUUCAAAUGGACUUGGAUACUGCUCUGCAAUUCUUCAUAGACAUAGCCAACCCUGGAUUAAGAUCUCCAAUAAAAACAAGUUUGCUUGACAAAAGGCCUGGUGAAGACAUGCAAGAUCUCCACGUGCAAGAAGAGCUGCACGUGCGAGAGCUGGCUGCUGCUUUUUUUGACCAAACAGUACUCACAGAAAUGGCAGAAUUCUCCUUUAGCGAAUCCAAAAAUGUUGAAUAUAAAUCAUUUGAAACAGAUAAGUUGGUACAACGAGUUAAAGAGAUUCUCCCUCUAAUUGUCUCUGCAUUUGCCAACACGGACGGAGGAUAUCUGUUUAUUGGUUUGAAUGAAAAGAAAAAACAAAUAAUUGGCUUUAAAGCAGAUGAGAGAAAACUUGAGGUGCUAAGGAGUGAAAUAGAGAAGUGCAUUGGACACCUGCCUGUCACUCACUUCUGUGAGGAGGAGGAGAAGAUAAAGUACACAUGCAAAUUCAUCCAAGUCCACAGACAAGGAACUGUGUGUUCAUAUGUCUGUGCUCUCAGAGUGGAGAGAUUUUGCUGUGCUGUGUUUGCUGCCGAGCCCAAUUCCUGGCACGUGGAAGGCAGCCGUGUGGAGAGAUUUACCUCAGAGAAAUGGGUGAAGCUCCAGGUGGCUGGCAGGUUAAGGUCAGGAGGGAAAUUAACAUCUAGAAUACAUUUAGCCAGUUAAGUUGGAAGACUUUCUCUGGGUUUUGGAGCAAUAUCAUUAGUCCUGACUUUACUUGGUGAUCCACAGUGGAACCCUGAAGUCUCAGCUGCUUCUGCCAUCUCCCUGGGGCAUGGAUCACUCUCAUCCUGGAUAUUACUUCAGGGUGUAGGCUCUGUCCCAGGUAGUAGGCAUUUCUUCAGCCAUCCUUGCCUCAUUUGUUUGCUGUUUCCCUCCCCACCCCUUUCCCGUUGACUUUUCUCCCUGAACCCUCUUCCCUUUCAGUAACAUUAUUAGACAAUAGACAGCCCUAGAGUUCAUGAUGAGAAAUGUGCCUUGCUGGUGUGUCAGGUUUGCAAAAGAAAAGCCUCUAAUGAGGCCAGACCAGCACCAGUAACUCCGAGUCUGCGCUGUUCCCAGCAGCUGCUGCCAUUUCCUCCCAGCUCACCACUGCUUCACUGGCCUCCCAUCUUGUGUUUUCCACAGCUUUUCAAUAAAUAGAUAAACAAAUAAAAGCUCACAGUUUUCACUUUAAAUGACAAACCCCCUAUGGGAAACCAUGGCGCUACUAAAUCCAACCAAAAUGAUUUCUCUUAAGUACUAAAAACUUUUCUCUAAAACCUAACAUUUACUCAAGUGACUUACAUAGCACGAGUUGUUUAGAGAAAUGCAUUAUCUACACUAAGAAAUUUAAAAACAUAAUUGUCACCAAAAAUUCUAUAGGACCGCUCUACAGAAAGAUUAAAAAGUAGAGAACCAUGAAAGAAAACCCAUUCUUGUUCUGCCUAAGCCAACAGGACAAACAGCAGUUGUUUUUCAUUUUACUUGUCUCUAUAUCCAGAUGCAUUUGGGCUGAGUUGUCACUCCGCCCGUUGCCCAUUUGGGCUGAUGUUCCACAGGCCCUGCCCACUCUGCAGUCUCCCAGAUGGUAGACAAAGCAUCUUCCAGGUCACAGCCUAGGCACAGCAGGUCCUUGGUGCCUAUGAGCAGGGAGGGGCUGGCAGUGCAGCAUGUCCUCUGUGCCACAGCCUGAGCUCAGGCCUGUGGGAGAGGAAGAGGGUGUGGGUUAACAUUUCACUUCAUAAAGUCUUAAAGCCCAGGGCCAGGGAGCGUUCCAGCACUUCAGGGGACUUGACCGCAGAGCAAAGCAAGAUAGAAAUAUUCUUCCCUCAUUUCCCCCAUGGGUCACUGUGAGAAGAUGGCAUGGGUGACGAUUAUGUCUUCCAUGAAGAGCGAAGUUGCCAGGUGCAGAAUCCAGGAGAUGUAAGCAGAUCCCGGCUUGCCCAAUGUUUCUAGACGGUGGUCGCAUAUGCCACCCCAAUGUAUGCUGUUUUAUUUGAGUUAAAUAAAGGCAGCUAAAAAGCUGCAGAUGCAAGAGGAACAAUCUCAUUCUUUCUCCUCCUGCAAACAGGAGAGGAAAACUGCCUCGUGCAAGAUGCCCUCCUUGUAGCAAAGAAACAUGCUUCCGUGGGAAUCUCGGGGAAGAGCAUUCUAUAGCAAUCACCUUUCUUAUUUAUAUUCCCUCUCUCGCCCCAUCUUCCCUUUGCCCCUUCCUUCAUAGUCUCCCAUCCCACGUCCUUUUCUCCCUCCUCUUCUUAUUCUCUUUUCCUCCUUUCCCCUCAGUCCCCUCCUUUCUUCCUUCCACAUAAAUCUGGUUUCUUCAUGAGAGAAAAUCACCCAUAUUUCUCAUUCCAGGACUGGUUUAUUUCUUAUUUCUUAUUUUUUUUUCUUUUUUGGUUUUUUGAGACAGGGUUUCUCUGUGGCUUUGGAGGCUGUCCUGGAACUAGCUCUUAUAGACCAGGCUGGUCUCAAACUCACAGAGAUCCACCUGCCUCUGCCUCCCGAGUGUUGGGAUUAAAGGCGUGCGCCACCAAGCCGGCUAAGACUGGCUUAUUUCACUCAACACGAGGAUCUCAAGUUACAGCCUCUCUCUCGGGAAAGACGACAUCACUUCAUUUUCAUGUGGUUAAGUUAACCCUCAUUGUAAACAAAGUCACAGUUUCUUCAUCUAUUCCUCUGUUGAUGGGCAAGUGUCCUAUUUCCUCAUCUGGUCUACUGUGAACAAUUCUCCAGGUGACAUGGAUGUGCCUGUGUCCCUGCCAUCUACUGACUUGGAUUCCUCCAGGCUUGGACACAGGAUUAGUGCAGACUCAUCCUGUGGUAGGUAUUUUGUUUUGUUUUUCAGUAAUCUCCACACAGUUUUGUUUCAUGAUUGCCCUAAUUUACACAUACAGUAAACUGUUAUUAUCCUCCAGGGAAUGGAUCAGGGCAAGAAAAUGAAGAGAUGAAUAUUUCUGUUGUUGUUAUUCUAGUAUUUGUUAAAAAAUAAUUUUUAUAUUUCUUAACAAUUUUAUACAUUGGACAAUGUAUCUUGAGCAUAUCAAACUCCAACUGCUCCUGAGAUGUGUCCUUCCCAUCUUCCCCUCAUCAUUUUAAAACAUAAUCCACUAAGACCAGUAACUGUUGCCCACUUAAGCAUGGGCAAGCUAGCAGGAGCCACAUCUCUGAACAAAAGUGAUUGCCCCUUGUGCUGGAUAGUUUUAUGUCAGCCUGAUACCAGCUAGUUAUCUGAGAGACGAGAACCUCAAUUAAGAAAAUGUCUCUUAACAUAAGAUUGGGCUGUCAGUUUUCCUGUAGGACAUUUUCUUAAUUUGUGAUUGAUGGAGGAGGGCCGGCCAUCCCUGCACUGGUGGUCCUGGGUUCCAUAACAAAGCAGGCUGAGCAGCCAUAGGGAGCAAGCCAGGAAGCAGCACUCUGCUAUGACUCUGCCUCGGCUCCUGCCUCCAGGUUCCUGCCCUGUUUGAGUUCCUAUCCUAAUUUCCUUCAAUUACGGAUUACAAUGUGGAAGUGUAAGCCAAAUAAACCCUUUCCUCCCCAA